GUUGGUGACGGGUCGUUCCUUCGCGAAGGAGGGCAGUCCGCUUCGAUCAGAGAGCGCGCCGGCUCGGAGGGGCGGCCGGGGAAAAGAAGAGGCGACCGCUGCUAGCUGCUUUCCUUCUGAGAAGUUGGGGUUUGACUGUGGGAGAGAUCUGGGGGUAUCGGUGGAAGGGGUUGUUGAUGCGUGCCUCGCCGUCGCUACCGUGGCGCGGGGAUGCUGAUAGGAGCCGAGAGUUACCCCAAGCUUUUCCGGAAGUUGUCAACAAAGAACGAGCACAUGUCGGACUCAAACUGUACUGGAGGCAUUGCGGACGUUGCUGGGGUGAUGCUGGUGAACCUAAGUGAUUUCGGCAACGACCUGGAUGCCUUAAUCGGUCACUCGUUCACCUGGGUGGAGUACCUCAAGAUCUGGGUGUACCUAGUCACAAUCCUAGUGGCUGUGGUGGGCAACGCGGGCGUCAUCCUGACUGUGGCGCUCAACCGGAGUUUACGGACUACCAUCAACUGCUACCUGACCAAUCUGGCAGUGGCUGAUGCCAUCAUUAGCAUGUUCUGCAUGUGGGUCCACCUCGUGAAGCAUCUCUUCGACUGGUACAUACUCGGCCCUUUUAUGUGCAAAAUAGAAGGCUUCGCACAGAUGACGGCGCUGACGUGCAGCGUGCUGACGCUGUCGGCCAUCUCGUGCGACCGGUUCACGGCCAUCAUGUACCCGUUCCACGCACGGAUCACCAAGCAGCGCACGGGAGGAGUCCUGGCCUCCGUCUGGCUCAUCUCGGCCGCCGUCGCGUCGCCGCUACUCAUGUACACCACGCCCUACACCGUUCAGUGGACCGAUGUGCGGUUAACGUACUGCGGAGAGAGCUGGCCACAGCGAGUUGUCUUCGACGAGGCGACCGGGGUCUGCGUUGCCCGAUCCGCGUCCAAGCAGCUCUACUACACAGCCGUCACUGUGGCGCUUUUCUUCGUGCCCGUGUUCGUCAUGAGCUCCGCGUACGCCCUCAUUCUGCACGCGCUCUGGAGAGAGCGACAUCCCGGAGAAGCCAACGCCAACAACACUCUUCUGUAUACAAGAGCCAAAAGAAAGGUGGUGAAGUUGGUGUGCGUGGUGCUCAUUGUGUUCGUCCUGUGUUGGAUGCCCUUUCAAGUCAUUGUGCUCUUCUCUCAGUUCAGGGACAACGGUCUCCAUAGCCAACCGCUUCCAUCUUGGUUCUCGCCGGCAUCGUUCUGGUGUACCUACCUGGCGUACGCCAACAGCGCACUCAACCCUAUCAUCUACGGAGGAAUGACGCCUACCCUUAGGCAAGGCCUGGCCAACGUGCUCCGAUGCGGACCCAAAGCUGGCUACCCCAGACGGUGGUCCCUCCACUCUCGAAUGACCCUCACCACGGGGCAGAACGCGGGCAGCCCGUGUCGCUCCGCGCGGCUCUACCACCGGGCGUCCAACUCGGCGACGUCGUCCACCGCGCUUCUGCUGACGAGACAGAAGCCCACACCUCCCGUCACCAGGUGCUCGUCCAGCCGCAAAGGAAGCACUUUCGCCACGGACGUCUGACAGCCCGCGGCAGCUUCGACACUCAUCGUUCACGAGCUCUGCCAUAUCUGUACUUUCAUUAAAGGUGUUCCUUGUGCA
This is a messenger RNA of Ixodes scapularis (black-legged tick), 1626 nucleotides long. RefSeq names its product QRFP-like peptide receptor. The transcript has 7 exons. Lineage: Eukaryota; Metazoa; Arthropoda; Arachnida; Ixodida; Ixodidae. Gene Ontology annotation, cellular component: membrane. The coding region runs from base 211 to 1548 and encodes 445 amino acids. The record is from RefSeq and is a predicted model, not a curated record. Gene Ontology annotation, biological process: neuropeptide signaling pathway. Gene Ontology annotation, molecular function: neuropeptide receptor activity.